Messenger RNA from Laccaria bicolor S238N-H82, 381 nucleotides. RefSeq lists its product as uncharacterized. Bases 1 to 381 code for a protein of 126 amino acids. The transcript has a single exon. Lineage: Eukaryota; Fungi; Basidiomycota; Agaricomycetes; Agaricales; Hydnangiaceae. The record is from RefSeq and is a predicted model, not a curated record.
AUGCGGCUACGUCUUCAGCUUGACUUCACAGACUGCUUUAGAACGGGGAAUACCUGGAAGGUUUUGAAACCACCAGCCACAGACUCGGCGGGGAACAAAUAUGCAUGCGAGGGUGUAGUGAUUUCUGCCCCCCGUCUCACUGGCACUAGACCCGUUUCUGAUCUAUUUCUCCAGCAGAACUGCGCCCUUCACAUUCAGGGCUACACUGGACAGACGGACCACCGGGCCACAUAUAGCAGCCCUUCGCUUGUUGGGUGCUCGUCGCCGUCAGAAACGAUGGCGAGUGGUUGGCCCUAUAUACCGAGAGCGGCACCUCAUCUAUGGAAGGCACGUUGUUGGAAUAGUACAAUCCGGCAUUUGCCAGUACAUUCUUGCACUUAA